Drosophila sechellia is the source of this 1101-nucleotide messenger RNA. RefSeq names its product Ribosome production factor 2-like protein Non3 (gene Non3). Lineage: Eukaryota; Metazoa; Arthropoda; Insecta; Diptera; Drosophilidae. The transcript is spliced from 3 exons. Gene Ontology annotation, molecular function: rRNA binding. Bases 90 to 1052 code for a protein of 320 amino acids. Gene Ontology annotation, cellular component: nucleolus. The record is from RefSeq and is a predicted model, not a curated record. Gene Ontology annotation, biological process: maturation of LSU-rRNA from tricistronic rRNA transcript (SSU-rRNA, 5.8S rRNA, LSU-rRNA); ribosomal large subunit assembly.
GUUUUCACAUCCCUAACCCCGCAGCGUUCUUACACGUGCGCGUGAAUUUUAGUUUAUUUGACUUGGUUUUUAAUUAAAAACAUUUAAAUAUGUCGCUUUUACGUAUCAGGAAACCCAAAACCCGCAAGGGAAAGAAGGUGUUGCUGGCCAGGGAGCCGCAACUCAUUGAAUCCGCCCGCACAAUGCUGUUUUUGGACGGAAGAAAGUGCGGCGGCAAUGUGAAGCUGUGCAUGAAGGAUCUGCAGGCGCUGAAGAAGCCGCUGGUUAAGGUGCUGAAUCGCAAAAACGACAUUACCCCCUUUGACGAUCCCUCCUCUCUGGAAUUCUUGACCAUGAAGAACGAUGCUGCUCUGUUCACCUUCGGUUCCACGUCCAAGAAGCGACCCGAUAACAUUAUACUAGGCAGGAUCUUCGAGAACGAGGUGCUGGACAUGUUUGAACUGGGCAUCAAGCGGUAUCAGGCGAUUUCCGAGUUUAAGAACGAGAAAAUCGGAGCCUGCGUCAAGCCCUGCCUGGUGUUUAAUGGCCCGAAAUGGGCACAGACCGAGGAACUGAGGCGCCUUCGCAACCUGUUCAUCGACACCUUCCAACGCGAGAAGGUGGAUUCCAUCCGUCUGCAGGGCAUCGAACACGUUCUGAGUUUUACGGUUACCGAUGACAUGAACAUACUGAUGCGCUCCUACCGGAUACUGCUGAAGAAAUCUGGCCAGAGGACGCCGCGCAUUGAGCUUGAGGAGAUCGGACCCUCGGCCGACUUCUCCAUUCGCCGCACAAAGAUCGCCAGCGAGGAUCUGUACAAGCAGGCACGCAAACAGCCCAAGCAGUUGAAGGUGGGCAAGAAGAAGAACAUUAGCACAGACGCCCUGGGCAACACCAAGGGACGUGUCCAUCUGGGCAAGCAGCAAACGGGCUCCAUUCAAACGCGUCGCGUCAAGGCGCUGCGUAAGACGCCUGAGGAGAAGAAGGAGAACCGACAGCGCAAAAAGGUUGCUCUGAAGGCGGCCGCCGCCGAGGCACUGGCCUCACAAGGAAAGAAUCCCUUCUCUAGUUAACUUUAGUUGUAAUAAAUUGGUCCUGAUUAAAUUAGCUUUAACAAGUGUA